Rhododendron vialii is the source of this 873-nucleotide messenger RNA. RefSeq lists its product as uncharacterized. Gene Ontology annotation, molecular function: nucleic acid binding; zinc ion binding. Lineage: Eukaryota; Viridiplantae; Streptophyta; Magnoliopsida; Ericales; Ericaceae. The record is from RefSeq and is a predicted model, not a curated record. The transcript is spliced from 3 exons. Bases 1 to 873 code for a protein of 290 amino acids.
AUGAAACUUCAACCUCCAACAUUCUCUGGUGGUAUGGAACCAUUUGAAGCGGAAGAGUGGCUAAAGAGGAUGGAGUCUAUUUUUGAUGUCAUGAGUGUUCUUGACGAUCAAAAAGUUGUUCUUGCCCCUUUCAUGUUAAAAGAUAAAGCUCGAUUUUGGUGGGAAGCUACUAAAGGGUUGCUGACUACACUAGCAAUUAGGGAACUGGAGCCUCCAGUGCCGAAAAAAGUUACUUGGAAAGAAUUUAUUGCAGGCUUCAAUGAGCAAUAUUUCCCUCUAUUGUAUCGAUAUGAUAUGGAGCAUGAGUUUUCUAGUUUGAGGCAAGGUAAUAUGUCAGUUGCUGAAUAUAAUGCUAAGUUCAUCAAAUUAUCUCGAUUUCAGUUUGGUUUGGAUCCCGACAUUCGAGCUGGAGUUGCUACUCAUGAAGCAAAGAGAUAUUCUGACUUGGUACACAAAUCAAAGAUUCCAGAAAAGAGUGUUAAUGAGAAGAAAGAAAGGCAAGCACAAUAUAAGAGGGUCGAUUUGAGGCUGGAUCAUAUAGACAGAGGUUUCAGGGAUCAGAGUUCUCAGAAGCAACAACCUAGACAGCAAACCAGUGUUUCCUUAGGUAGUGGUACACGAGAUAUUACUUGUUUUAGUUGUGGAGCGAGGGGGCAUGUGGCACGAGACUGUAAGGGAAAACAACAAGAGAAAUGUUAUCGUUGCAACCAACCUGAGCACAAGAUUCGCGAUUGUCCUGUGACAUCUGUUUUUUCUCCGUCGGUGGGUAGUGUGGCUGGUGGUAAUACAACUUCAUCUAAGACUCCUCAGAGAGGUGGGGGAUCUUCUAGUGGACCUCGUACUCAGGCCAGAGUAUUUGCUAUGACUCGGUAA